Drosophila simulans is the source of this 1562-nucleotide messenger RNA. RefSeq names its product tRNA (guanine(10)-N2)-methyltransferase homolog. Gene Ontology annotation, cellular component: cytoplasm. Gene Ontology annotation, biological process: methylation. The transcript has 3 exons. The record is from RefSeq and is a predicted model, not a curated record. Lineage: Eukaryota; Metazoa; Arthropoda; Insecta; Diptera; Drosophilidae. Bases 7 to 1473 code for a protein of 488 amino acids. Gene Ontology annotation, molecular function: nucleic acid binding.
UGCGACAUGGGCAACUGGAGAAAGUUUAUCUUGUGGUUCGCCCAGGAGCAUGUCGAUUUUCGAGUUCAAGAGUUUGAGUCUCUGAUCAAAAUGUUUGGACUUCAGGCCCGCCGGCUUACAGAACAGACCAGGAAACCAUUUUGGGUGGUCGAAUUUCGGGACACGGAUUCUGCGUUGCUAUACGCAUCCAGGUCCAUUUCUUUGCGUGCCAUGAUCGAGCUCUACGCCCACUCCCACAAAUUACCCGAGUUUCACCAGAGGCUACGGAAUCAUGUUACCACGAACUGGAACUCGCUUGCGGAAUACUUUCGGGUGGAGGCCAGUUUUAAAAUCGUUGUGGAGACCUACAACAAGCACUUCAGCCAAAGGGAAAAGGUCGAGAAAAUCGAGUCCAUGGAUUACCUGCCAAUAGAGGGAGCGGUCAACCUGAAGAAACCCGAGGUGGAGUGGUGGUACAUCGAGUUUUGGGGCUUGGAUCCAACGGCCGUGCCUCCUGAGCCGGAGGACAUUCUGUUUGGUCGGCUGGUGGCCCAUGGUCAGCGGCAUUUGAUCAAGGAGCUUUCGCUGAAGCAUCGAAAGUUCAUCGGCAACACCAGCAUGGACGCCCAGCUUAGCCUGCUAAUGGCCAACCAGGCGAUGGUACGCGAAGGGGAUCUGGUCUUCGAUCCGUUUGUGGGGACGGGCUCGCUUCUGGUAAGCGCCGCCAAGUGGGGCGGGUAUGUCCUGGGAGCGGACAUAGACUACAUGAUGGUGCAUGCCCGCUGCCGGCCGAGCCGGAUAACCCAAAAAGUGCGUGAGAAGGACGAGAGCAUCCGGGCCAAUUUGAAGCAGUACGGCUGCGCUGAUCGCUACAUGGAUGUGGUGGUGGCCGACUUCUCAAACCCGGUGUGGCACCCUCGCAUCUCGUUCGACUGCAUAAUUACAGAUCCUCCGUAUGGAAUAAGAGAGGCUACGGAAAAAGUGGAGAAAAAGGCUAGCGUAAAGGCUAACACUAGAAGUGAGAGCAUGGUGCAUUACCCAUCAACGUCGCACUAUUCCUUGCAGAGUCUCUAUGGGGACCUUCUCGAGUUCUCUGCGAAGCACCUAAGACUGGGAGGACGUCUUGUCUGCUGGAUACCCUUUCACAGCGAGGACUACGACCCCAAGAUGCUGCCACAGCAUAAGCAUCUGAACCUGGUAGCUAACUCUGAGCAGCAAUUGACUGGAAAUACUGCUAGGCGGCUACUCACAUAUGAAAAGUGCUUCGAGUAUAGUCCAACAGAACCCUUAUUGGGCGGCAUAACACAGGUGCCAACGCCCUCGCAGGACUUCAGGGAUCGGUACUUUAACAAUGCUCUGGAGUCACGCAAAGAGCGUCGAAUGCGGAAGGCAGAGUUGCGGGAACAGGCUCGUGUGGAGAUGAAUGCACGGGGAAAGAUUCCCACGGAUGGGCGCUCCAAAAAGUGUGACCUGAAUAAGGCUCGAUUUGUGUGAUCUCCGUUGAAGUGUAAUUUAUAGUCUUAUCUUUGAUUCCGAUUUGGAAAAAAAGAAAAUAGAUAAAUACGAUUGACAAUGGGACCUUA